This is a messenger RNA of Pelobates fuscus (common spadefoot toad), 1031 nucleotides long. Its product is annotated as microfibril-associated glycoprotein 4-like. The transcript is spliced from 6 exons. Gene Ontology annotation, biological process: elastic fiber assembly. NCBI's taxonomy places the organism in Eukaryota, Metazoa, Chordata, Amphibia, Anura, Pelobatidae. The coding region runs from base 44 to 847 and encodes 267 amino acids. The record is from RefSeq and is a predicted model, not a curated record.
GGUUGGUCAGAUCUAAAGAGCUUGCACUGAUUCCAGCCACGCAAUGAGGAUUCUCCUGCUAUCAUUGGUAUAUCAUACCUAUAUGAGCUUUGGGAAUCCAUCUAAAGGCUUAUCCAAAAGCCUCCACAAAGCCAAGACUUCACAAUCCAGUGUUAAGGAUCGCUGGUACCCCUUGGACUGCCAAGAUGUUUGGAAGAGAGGCUUCCUAUCUGGAGAGUAUACCAUAUACCCAGAAGGUUCCAAUAAUCCUUUGCCUGUGUACUGCGAUAUUACAUCCAACCGGAGAGUUUGGACGGUAUUUCAGAAUCGUUUUGAUGGGUCAGUGGAUUUCAACCAAAACUGGCAGACUUAUAAGAAGGGUUUCGGAAAUGCAAAUGGCGAAUACUGGUUGGGUUUGCAGAAUAUUUACCGGCUGACGAUGCAAGGGCGGUACGAGCUAAUGUUGGAGAUGGAGCACAUGAAUGGAUUGAGAGUGUACGCUCAGUAUCAAAAUUUCAGCCUCUCGCCCCAUGCCCUGAAUGCAGAGAGCGAUGGAUACAAGCUACAUGUCGAUGGUUUCAUAGACGGAGGAGCAGGUGAUAUACUGAGUGCUCACGUUGGGCAGAUGUUUUCCACAUAUGACAAGGACGAAGAAGAGCAUAUUCAAAACUGUGCAGAGUACUAUGGAGGAGGGUUUUGGUACGAGUCAUUGGGCUGCGCUAAUGCCCCACUCAAUGCUCGCUACAUGUCUCCUGAUAGCGCAGGAACCCAACCAUUUGUUGGUUUCUCCUGGAGCAAUGAUAGUGGCUUACCCCUAAUCCUCAAGAGCAGCCAGAUGAAGAUGAGGAGACUUCAGGGUAAAAACUAGGACUCUGAAAUUCUCCUAGAGUCAACCUGCAUGGAGCACCAUUAUGCUAAGAUUGUGAUGAUUUGUAAUGGUUUCCUGCACAUUUACAUUCUAAGUUUUAUUACAUACACAAAUUAAUGAAGGUGGGGUUACAAUGUACAAGAAUCUACUUUUAAUGAAAGUCAAUAAAUUGCUUUUCUGUUGC